Messenger RNA from Pantherophis guttatus, 4583 nucleotides. RefSeq names its product SRY-box transcription factor 7 (gene SOX7). Gene Ontology annotation, biological process: positive regulation of transcription by RNA polymerase II; cell differentiation. Gene Ontology annotation, cellular component: nucleus. The record is from RefSeq and is a predicted model, not a curated record. NCBI's taxonomy places the organism in Eukaryota, Metazoa, Chordata, Lepidosauria, Squamata, Colubridae. Gene Ontology annotation, molecular function: DNA-binding transcription activator activity, RNA polymerase II-specific; RNA polymerase II cis-regulatory region sequence-specific DNA binding.
CCGGCUGGAGUCCCGCGUGCCUCGACGGCAUGGCUUCGCUGCUGGGCUCCUUCGCGUGGGCGGAGAGGCUGGACUGCUCGGCUCUGGAGUUGUCCGACGGGGGCAGCGGGACCUCCGCCUCCGCGGUGCCCCGGACGGAGAAGGGAAACCCCGAAAGCCGCAUCCGACGCCCCAUGAACGCUUUCAUGGUGUGGGCCAAAGACGAGAGGAAGCGCCUGGCCGUCCAAAACCCGGACCUGCACAACGCCGAGCUGAGCAAGAUGCUGGGCAAGUCUUGGAAGUCUUUAACCCCGUCCCAGAAAAGACCUUAUGUUGAAGAGGCGGAAAGGCUGAGGGUUCAACACAUGCAAGACUACCCCAACUACAAAUACCGUCCCAGAAGAAAGAAGCAGGUCAAGCGGAUCUGCAAGCGGGUGGAGCCAGGCUUCCUGCUGGGUAGCCUCUCCAGGGACCAAGACCACAUGCCUGAUAAGAGGGUGUGCAGCCGAGCAGUGGGUGAGAAAGAUGAAUACUCAACCGCCUCAGUAAUGCCAAACCUCAGGAGAUACCAGGAGGUCCAGAGCAGUAACACAGGUACUCCGAUGGACAGGUAUCCAUAUGGGCUGCCUACUCCUCCUGAGAUGUCACCCUUGGAUGUGAUAGAUCCUGAGCAGAGUUUCUUCUCCUCCCCUUGUCCUGAAGACCCUCGCCGUCCCCGUAUGUCUGGAGACACCUACUCUCUAGAAUAUGCCACCAGCCCUCUCCAGUGCAACCACUCUCUAGGUCACAUGCCAGUCUCUCAAUCAACCUCCACGAUGCACUCUGCUUCCUCCAGUUGCCCAGCACCUCCCACAGGAAAUUAUUACUCCCCAGCUUUUCCUCCUAAUCUCCAAGUCCCCAGCCUCCACAACCAUCUUGGCCAGCUCUCACCUCCCCCGGAGCAUCAGAACUUUGAUAGCCUGGAUCAAUUGAGCCAAGCCGACCUUCUAGAGGAGAUGGACCGCAAUGAGUUUGAUCAGUAUCUCAGUGUCCCUGGACAUCCAGAGCCUAGUGGGCUCACCAUCAACGGACAUGUCCAGGUCUCUCAGACAGCAAGCAGCUCAUCAGAAACCAGCCUAAUUUCUGUCCUUGCAGAUGCAACAGCUACAUAUUACAAUAAUUACAGCAUUUCUUAGAUCAGAGAAUGAGAUUUGUCCAAUGGACCAGUUUGCUGGACAGAGGGUUUCCUUUUAUCCGGGUUUCCCACUCUGAACUGAAAUAACUUUGGGGUUCACUUUCUAGAUAAUUACUCCACUAUUGAGCCUGUCUUCAGAAGUGUUUUUGUAUCCCAAUUAAAAGGAUACAUCUUCAGUGAUGCAUCAAGGCACCUUAGUAUAUUGACUUAGAUUAAAGAAUCCUUGUUCUUUCAUCAGACUGAGGGCCCAGACAGAGCUGGUAUAGCAUAAUAAUACUUACAAAACAGGUCUACCUACAGAGGAAUGACAUCAGGAAAUAUACAUGACCACUUAUGAAGUUUUUCAACCAAAGAUGCCCUUGAAUGCAUUCCCUAGAGAAACCAUUGCUAAGCAGACUCAGAUGUUUAGCUGUGUGUGUGUGUACACAUUCAAUUUGUUAUGCAGGAUGUCUUCUGAAGUGUUUUGCUCUUUGCACAAUUCCCAUUUGUUUCCAUGGGCUGGCCUAGGAGAUUUUUCCCUGCUGAAACAGAAUAUGUAACAAUGUCAAAAGUGCUAUCAUAGAAGCAUCAUUAUCCUUGUGGAUUGGGCCACAUAAUAUCUCCUCUUCCUGUUGUCUCUAGCCAAAGAAAUUUGUAUCUUAAAAUCAGUAAAAUAUGCCCUAAUAAGGGUAGUCAAAUGAAUAUAUAGCUCUUUAAAAGAGUCCCUCUCCUAUCAACUCCUACAACUUCAAAAUUCUACAAGGGCCUCAUGCUGCAAACCACCUAGGUCCUAUCGUCUCUUUCAGUUUGGCACAUGUUGACCAACUGAGAAUUGGCUCUAGCAGUAGGGCAAAAUGGGGCAAAACAAGGUGGGAUGUCAUCAUAAUCAGUGGUAAAUGGGGCUAUAUAAUCUCAUCACAAAAUAUUGGUCAGAGGAAUUGCAUGUGGCUUUGAACAACACUUUGCUAAUUCUCAUUGUAGUGUCUUAAAACACCCUGUAUUUACAGUAUUGCAAUUUUUAGGAAGGGUCGAGCAGUCACAAUGUAUGUUAGUUUUCUGUCCUUUGAAAAGAAAAAAGCGGCCACAAUUUGGCUGUUGCCCUUUGCUUCUUUCAGGGUCUUCUCUUUUCUCCUUGCCUGUGGAAGUGGUGUUGUAUGUUGGGAACAACCAAGAGAGAAGCAUCAGGUGCAAAUAUGAGCAUUUGAGAAUGCAUUUCAAGUGUCAAAAUAAGUGAAGUUCACCUCAGUAAAAUUUUAAUUUUAGUGAGAAGCGUACAAAUCAUUUCAAGAUCAGAACUGAACAUUUCAGGGUGAGGAUGGUUCACUUGUUUUAUAUACCUUUAAUUCUAAUCUAAAUGGAUCAGGGGAAUUUGAGGAAAAAUAGGAGUCAGGCAUCUUCCAUAACAAGCUGCUUUCCAGAUAAGUUAGCUGACAGCCAUCGUCACCCAAGCUAGUUACAUAUAAGGGCUAAUAGCACAUUUGCUAUUGUGCUUUGGACUCCCUAUGAUCUAAACUGUCAACAAAGAAUGUCAAAGAGAUAGGUAACCUAGAUUAGGAUAAUUAUUAGAAAUGCCUUUCUUAAUACCCCUGCUUACAUCUACUUCAUCCCCUCCCAGAAGCUGCUUUUGAGUUUAAUAGUCAAUGUAGAGUAUUCUUUUCUGGGAGUUUUUUUUUUUUUUAUGUGUGUGUGUGUGCUUCUUAUAAACGUAUGAACAAUCUAUAAUUUAGGAAAAACUGAUUCCCUUCUCAUCCCCUAAUGGUUAUUUUAUAAAUGGUGAGAGAUAUACACUGUGGAAGGUAUUAUUGAUCCCAAGAUUUAUUUUUGGCUUCAGAGAAGUAUAACAGCCUGUACAGUAUUUCUAAAAAUGCAGUUAUUUUAAGUAACCUAUCUUGAUGACAUGGUAUCUUUAAAUGCAUGUGGGAAAACACUAUCCCUUAACACUACUUUUCUAUGUGAUGGCUUCCAAGGUACUUGACUUCUGGGAGAUGUUGCCUUAUGAAUGUAUAUUUGAUAUACAUCCUUUGCCAAAGGCAGUAACAUAUCUGCUUCCUUUUAUAUUUAAACAUACUUAGAAUUCCCUUUUAAACCUGCUAAAUUCUUCCGUGUCAAAAUUAAUGAACAAGUCUUUUUCCAUUAAAAAAAGGGUUCUUACUAAAGCAGCCCAUCCUCAUCCAAAGUAUUUCUAAGACAAAUUAAAAUCAAUUUCAGCCCUUGCAUUCUGUUUUUCAUUUAAUCCAAAUAAUAUGUUUUUGAACUGUGAGGCGCCCAGAGUCAUUUUUGCUGAGAUAUGAGGCUAUAGAAAUAAAAUAAAUAAAUAAUCCAAAAUGCCUUGCUUCUGCAUGAUAUACCCAGUGAAGAGUGCAAAGUGAAGCUUCAAUAAGAUCAUAAACACAGUUGGGUUUCUUUAGUGACAGUAGUUGCUUAACAAUCAAAUUGCUGCUCCCUGUUUUGAUAACUAAAUGAAAACUACCUAUAUUCAAUUGAAGAUUUUCCUGUAAUUUAGGAUUAUUGUUUUAAAUCUUAUAACUCCUUGAUGUACUUGAAAAACAUUUUCCCGUGCGCUCAGAUAUCUGCUUCCUCCAUUUUUUUGCCCUUUUGGCCAGUAUUGAUUAAAUUGUUACAUGACAAAUAGUUGUCUGAUCUGCUGUGCUAGGCUCUGGUCCUGCUUGGCAAACUGCAGACUAGUGCCCGUUGCUGCACAUUCUGGAUUUGUCAAAAAACAACAACAACAAAAAUAUCAGGUUUCUUGCUCUUCUCUGGAGCUCAGUUCUCUAGCAGGAAACCCAGACUCAUUAGCAAGAAGUUCAUUUGAGUGAUGGCUGUUUCAGCCAAUUCCUGCUUGUAAAGUGAGCCUGCAUAUACCUUAUAUUCCUCAAAGUGUGCUUUAAGCUGUCUAUAUCAGGGAUUCAGUGAAAAUUCAAAUGGAUCAUUCAUUUACGUCUCUAAGAGAAACUCCAUAUAAAGUGUAUAGAUUUUGUAUAGUAAAUCCAUAUAUUUUGCCAUUUUGGAAAAUGGAUUGUACUUAGUGAUCCAGUAACUGUUUCCAUUGUUGCAAUCUCAUUGACCUUAAUAGGAUUAUGCUAAAAUGUAAAUGUCUAUCUAUUAAAACUUGGGCAGAUGACUUGUCAAUGAUUACGCUAUCUAAUGUGGCAAAUUGGAAUGAAUGCUGUACUACUGAAAUAAAAUGUACCUAUCAUCAGUUUGGUAGGUAAAUAAUUAUGACAGAAAGAUUUUGGUGAUUAAUCUCAAAGACUGUCUAUAGUUAUUCAGUGUGAAAGGGAAAGAUUGUAGAUUGUUCAUAGGCUUUUUUACAAGGAGCCAACCUGAGGACAUUCUUAAACUCCAAUUAAGUCUUGAAGCACCAGAAUUGUUAUAUGAACUUAAUUUAGAAUAGAAUAGAAUAGAAUAGAAUAGAAUAGAAUAGAAUAGAAUAGAAUAGAAUAGAAUAGAA